Molecule: messenger RNA, 2367 nt
Organism: Aspergillus saccharolyticus JOP 1030-1
Lineage: Eukaryota; Fungi; Ascomycota; Eurotiomycetes; Eurotiales; Aspergillaceae
Product: arrestin family protein
Exons: 5
Coding region: 76-1872 (598 amino acids)
Biological process (GO): ubiquitin-dependent endocytosis
Cellular component (GO): plasma membrane; cytoplasm; cytosol
Molecular function (GO): protein-macromolecule adaptor activity; ubiquitin protein ligase binding
Source: RefSeq, a predicted model, not a curated record
CCCCCCUUCUCCCUCACCUGGCCUACGUUUGUCCUACUGGCGGCUGCAGAUAAGCGCCCGCUGGAAUAAGACGUCAUGGCUCUCAGUUUCUUUGGUGCCGGAGGCGCCAGUCAUGCGAAAUACUUCGAUAUCCGGCUAGAUGAAGACUACAUCGUAUUUCGCGGUGGAGAAGAAGAAGCUGCCAGUGCUCAUUUGAGCGGCAAGCUGCUUCUUUGUCUCUCUGAACCCCUCUCUAUCAAACACGUCCGACUUCACCUCACCGGCAUCUCUCGUGUCUGCUGGCACUUGCCUUCGACUACUGCUGGCGGCGGUAGAAAGUCAUGGAGGGAGAAGGUCUUUUACGAAAAGACGUGGCGAUUCAGAGAGGCGGGUAAAAGCAAAACCGAGGUUCUGCCGGCCGGUAACUACGAGUAUCCGUUCGACCUCGUCCUCGAGGGUUCAAUGCCUGAGAGUGUCGAGGGUCUGACCGACACAUAUGUCACAUAUCGCUUCAAGGCUGAGAUUGGGCGCAAGUACAUGAAAGACAUCAUUGUCCGCAGACCUCUCCGCAUCAUUCGCACCCUGGAGGCUAGUGCCCUCGAACUUUCUCAUGCUAUGUCGGUGGAGAAUGUAUGGCCCAACAAGAUUGAAUACUCGAUCAGCACCCCCACCAAGGCUGUUGUUUUUGGAACCUGCAUCCGCGUGGAUUUCAAGCUCAUUCCGCUGCUGAAGGGCCUCAAAAUCGGCCAGAUCGUUUCCCAGCUCAUUGAAAGUCACGAUUUGACGCUCAACCCGGAAGAUCCUGAUUCCAUUCGCAAUACCUACAAGAGCACCCGCACGAUUCUGAAUGAUGAGCAUGAAGUUGACGAAGAAAACGGCAUCGAUGUUAUCGACGAGAUGGCUGAAGGAUACCAAUUCACGCGCUAUCUGGACCUGCCGAAGACGCUCGCUCGCUGCUUGCAAGACACCGACACGCGCGGCAUCAAGAUCCGCCAUAAGCUCAAAUUCCGUGUACAGCUGCUCAACCCGGACGGUCACGUCAGCGAGCUCCGAGCGACCCUCCCCGUCUCGAUAUUUAUUUCGCCCAACCUCGCCAUCGACGAGAACAACAAUCUAGUCGAUCAAACUCCUCAGUCCGCACAGCGCGCGAUUAGCGAUAUUGCGCAGCAAGCUCCUCCUUUGUACGGCGAGCACCAGUUCGAUCAGCUCUACAGCGAACUUGACCCUUCCGGUUACCGGACACCCGGACCGGGAAGCGGCAGUCACACCCCCUUCGGAGCGCUCAGUCGCAACAUCUCCGUCGAGAAUCUGGCUUCGAUGAAUGCUUUGACGACCACCGAUAUUUCGGCGUCCGCUCUGCACAGUCGGCUGUCAAGCCUUCGUGCCAACCUACACAACCAUCCCUCGCCACCUGAUCACGAACAACAUUCGGACACCGAAACUCGCCGUCUUGGGGUUCCUCCCGAUUACUUCGGUCCCUCCUCCGGCUCGGGCUCCAAUUCCCACAGUCCCGGCAGUCCUGAGCUUUCCCGACGCCCCUCGGAUGAAGUCAUCGGUCACGAUCACAUUCACUCUGGCAUGGCUACGCCUUACCAUCCGCAGUAUGCCGAGGUCGAGACUCUCAGCCGUGUCCCCAGUUACUCCACUGCUGUUCGAAGCAGUGUGCGGCCCUGCGAUUCUGCGCUGCCGGAUUAUCAAGCGGUCAUUGCCGAGGACGUUGUCUCUACCGCUCCUCAGUCGCCCCAGCAGGCUUAUAUUCGCAGCCGUGGGAGCACCUCGUACUUGCCAUCUUUGGACUCGCUUCAUACUCGUACGGGCUUCCUUGGCUCUCGUUCUGCUCCCCACGACGACGAUGACCGCCGGCUGCGUCUUGUCCAGGCUCGCGCCCGGUAAACUUAACACGCACCUUCUUUGAUACUUCAUGAGACACGCACAAGCUACGAACCCGGGCAUAGCUGGCUUCGCCCUCUUAUUACAAAACAUACUACACCACCGCACAUAAUCAAUUCCACUCGGACGCGGGACGUCUAUCAACAUUGCAUUAAACUCUGGCUCAUGUCAAUGAAAUAUACACAAUGCGCAUGCCGUCUCUGAACUACCUUUGACAGUCGGGGACGGUUUUCUCAACGCAUGUUGCAUGGUUGGACUAGCGGGACAGGAUUGGAAGAUGGAAUCUGGCGUUUUUACAACAUAAUAGAAGGAAAUGGAACAUCAAGGAUAAGAGCUGGGCGUUUAUUUUCCUUUCUUUUUCUUUUUUUUUUUUCUUUUCCCAUAUGGAACUCUUCUCUCGAUCUUCAGAAGACCAUUACAUUACGAGCUACGGCCAUACUAGCAGUUUUCGCAGUGAUAUCUGCACAUCUGUAACUACCAAACCAAACACUAAAUCAC